AUGCCACGAUCAAGAGGCGGCGCAGCUCCAGCUCGCAGUGCUCCUACCCGACCACAAGCUGCACCUCCAGCGCGAUCAUCAGCUCCUCAGCAGCAACAGCGUCCCAUGUCGACCGCACCUGCUCAGCAGGCUCCUCCUCAAGCUCAACAAAGCUCAGGUCUAUUCGGCCAGAUGGCAAGCACCGCAGCUGGUGUUGCAGUAGGCUCCUCAAUAGGCCACGCCAUCGGCGGUUUCUUUGGCGGUGGUUCGUCUGCAGCUCCUGCCGAGCAACAGCCAACCCAACAGCCUAUCGACAACUACGCUCCAGCUGGCCAGUACAGCGCUCAGCAAGCUGGUGGUCAAGACAUCCCUGACGCCUGCUCGGUAGACCUUAAGAACUUCACGAGCUGUAUGAAUCAGAACCGUGGUAGCAUGGAUAUCUGCGGGUGGUACUUUGAGCAAUUGAAGGCUUGCAAGCGGGCUGCUUCGGAGUAUUAG
Messenger RNA from Lithohypha guttulata, 477 nucleotides. RefSeq lists its product as uncharacterized. NCBI's taxonomy places the organism in Eukaryota, Fungi, Ascomycota, Eurotiomycetes, Chaetothyriales, Trichomeriaceae. The transcript has 2 exons. Gene Ontology annotation, cellular component: nucleus; mitochondrion. The record is from RefSeq and is a predicted model, not a curated record. Gene Ontology annotation, biological process: mitochondrion organization. Bases 1 to 477 code for a protein of 158 amino acids.